GGAGGAGGAAGAGGAGGAGGAGGACUGGCGAGCAGGCGCGGCUCCCAGCUAGCCCGCCGGCCGCCCCCCGGCUCCGCUCGCGUCGCGCACACACACAGACACACAAGCGCGCGCGCACACACGCGCACAUACAUACGCACACACACGUAGAUACACACACAGAGGCACACACACACGCAACCCAGCCCACAGUGGUCUUCGCUCGGUCCUCCUGACAGCAGCCUGCACCAUGUCGGAAAUCCUCCCCUACAGCGAGGACAAGAUGGGCCGCUUCGGCGCCGACCCGGAGGGUUCGGAUCUCUCCUUCAGCUGCCGCCUUCAGGAUACCAACUCCUUCUUUGCGGGCAACCAAGCCAAACGGCCCCCUAAGCUGGGCCAGAUCGGCCGGGCCAAGAGAGUGGUGAUCGAGGAUGACCGGAUAGAUGACGUGCUGAAGGGAAUGGGGGAGAAGCCGCCGUCGGGAGUGUAGACGCGCCGGCUUGGUCCGCGGGCUCCCGUUCCCGCCUCGGAGCGGCCCGGAGCGCAGGACGGCGAUGAAGCUGCCGGCGCCCCCGGCCCGGGCUCCCGGGCCGGCCUCAGUCCCAGCGGGCCGGGGCCUCGGGACCCAGCGGCUCCGCCCGGGCCGCCGCCGCUGCUCGCUGCUCCGGAGCUGUCCGCUUCAGCACCAAGGCGGCGGCGCGGCCCGGUCAGGAGCCCCGUAGCGCCCGGCCCCGGCCCGCCCCGCUCAUGCACUUUAGGACUCGGGCCGUGGCCCCACCCCGCACACGGACACGGACACAGAAACGCGUGGCGCCGGUGCCACGGACAUGUCAUUGUCGCUGCUCAUCCCCCGCGCCCUGUCCCGCACGGCCCCUCCCCUCCAGCCGGUUUGCAGGCUAGGCAGCGAGCUGGACGCGGGUCCCUCCGGGCCGCCCUCCCCAGGGACGUUUGGCUGCAUCUUGCAUGCAUGAGCUUCCCCUCCGGAGCCCAGCCGGGGGGUCAUCAUCCCCAGCCCGACCUGUGCCCCCUCCCUGCGUCUGGCGGGUCCCCCUCGCAGCCUCUUUCUAAGGUGUCUGCCUUAGCACAUUUGUAUUUUUAUAUCCGACUCUUUGUUUACUGGAUCUCCUCCCAGAAUCCCGCGGUCUGGGCCCCGGAUAGUCCGCGCCUGGCGGAUGGUCCGGGCCUUUAGGCCAUGACCUCGGAGCCCUUCCCUUGUCCCCACAAGGCCAGUCUGUCCAGAUCCUCUAGAUGAGUUCUGGAGCCCCGCCCCCGCCCGGGACAGCCUCGGGAGGGUCCCCGUCGUUUCCCACCUUGGACCCCCUUCCUCCCGUCCCCGGGGGAUGCACUGCCUCUGGGAUGAUGCCAAAAGGGCCCCGGGGUCACCACUGUAAAUGUCUCCCUCCCCCCAUCUUCACUGUACCAGGAGUUCGUGAAUAAACACAGACCUGUGCAAA
Antechinus flavipes (yellow-footed antechinus) is the source of this 1433-nucleotide messenger RNA. It is a transcript of the gene CAMK2N2, whose product is annotated as calcium/calmodulin dependent protein kinase II inhibitor 2. Bases 230 to 469 code for a protein of 79 amino acids. Gene Ontology annotation, molecular function: calcium-dependent protein kinase inhibitor activity; protein kinase binding. The transcript is spliced from 2 exons. Gene Ontology annotation, biological process: negative regulation of protein kinase activity. Lineage: Eukaryota; Metazoa; Chordata; Mammalia; Dasyuromorphia; Dasyuridae. The record is from RefSeq and is a predicted model, not a curated record.